AUGUGCCUCACGGCCCGCCGCCGCCGCCUCCUCCUGCUCCUGCUCCUCCUCGUCCUGCGGCAGGCACCCCCCGCAGGUGCCGCCCCGGGCGGCGGUCGCCGGGCUGCCCCUCGCCUCAGGCCGGCGGCAGGCGGGGGGGGCUCGGGCGGGUGGCGGGACGGCGGGGCCGAGGCGCAGGCUGCCCCUUCCCCGCAGGGCCUGGACGCGCAGCCCGGGGAGGGCUCUGGAACGUCGCCGUUUCCCGCCCCGGUCAAAGUUUAUGUCAAGCUGAAUCACAACAGUCCACGUAUUUUAUGUCUGACAAAUCAUCUGCGAAACUUAGAACUGAUUGAUCCAAUAUUCCAGUGGAAUGGACCAGGUGGUGGUCUUUCUUCAGAAAAUAGCAGUGUGCAAAUAUCACCAACAGGAACUUUAAUAUUGAGACACUUCAACCUGAGUGGAGUUUACACUUGUUCCAUUGUUUAUAAGCUAACAGCAAUGCAACCUGAUAAAAACCUCAUAAUAAAAUAUCUUAUUUAUGCUUAUUCUGAUCCUAAAAAUUACUAUGAGUUCACAGCCCAGUAUCACACAGGCCCCUGCAACAGUUCUCGUAACACUUCUUUUGAGAAAGCAUUGCUUCAGAUACUAAGCAAACUUGUUGCUGAACUUUCUUGUGAGGUUACAUUAAUUAAGUCAGAAUGCCAUCAUGUAAAAAUGCAGAGAGGAGGUCUACAGAAUGAAAUCUUCUUUACAUUUUCAGUUGCUUCCUUAGACAGAGAAAAACACAACAGACUAUGUCAGCAAAGUGCUUGUGAUGCAACUCGUAGACUAAACAAGGCAAAACACCUUAUAGAGAGAUUUUUUAAGCAACAAGUGGAAGUUAGCAGGAAAAGUUCUGAACCGUUGCCUGAAAUAUACUACAUUGAAGGUACUCUGCAAAUGGUAUGGGUUGAUCGCUGCUAUCCAGGAUAUGGAAUGAAUGCUCUAAUACAUCCAGACUGUCCAGAGUGUUGUGUUAUAUGCAGCCCAGGAUCAUACAAUCCUAGCAAUGGAAUUCACUGUCUUCGGUGCGACAGCAGUUUGAUAUAUGGAGCAACAAAGUGCUAACAGCUGAGGGAUUUGCACUCUUGAAAUAGCUCUUACAUAUUUUAAUGUGAUAAUAUUAAUAAAUAUUUUUAAAAUGUGUACAGCUUGUUUUGGUAAUAUCAAUAGAAUGCAAUGAUUAAUCAGCACAUUGGUAAAAUAUUUGAGGUCAUACCACUUAGGACUACUUCAUUUUUAAGGUCUUUAGAAUAUCUGAUAGGUUAAUACCAAUAGAGACAACUAACUAAAUUGUAAGAAGAGAAUACAGAAGUAGAGGUUAUUUUGCAUACUUAGUCCUUUGCUGAUAGACCUCAGCUCCUCCUGACACAGACUGGUGUAAGGAGUCUGUGUUGUAGUUUUCAUCUACCUGUCUGUUCAGUUGUUGGUUAAGAGGAUUAUGGUGAACAGCUUAUGCUGUACAUCCAGCACUGAAAGGUCACAAAUGUUGCAAUGUAGCCUCAAAUGCAAGAAUACCCUAAAAACGUUCAAGAUAAAUUAUAAUAUCACUACUGACCGGUUGGUAACCUCUUCCCAAAGAAUGUAAAAUUCCACUUGGGUCAGCCAUCUGUUCCACCUUUAAAGAUACCAUGUUGAGCAUAACCCUGUUGCUCUUGCCUGAAGAAAACAAACAGUAACAUAAAAUACCAUGGUACUUUUUAUGACAUUCAUCUUCUUUACUUAAGACUGUUGAGAAUUACUAAAUGGUUGGCUCAAUGCAGUCCUUGUCAUUCAUUAAGAAAGCCUUAUUUAAGUUGGUAUUCAGUAACAGAAUCCUGUUUAAACCCAUUUGUUUUGUAUUUGCAGAUCAUACCCAUGCAAAUUGCAAAGUUUUUAAUAUUAGAGUUUAUUUAAUAAAUAUUAGAGUUUAUACUCUUUUUCCCCUUAGCUCUUUCUCCUAUCUAGUUCAUGUAUAAAAAUGAGCUACAUGUAAAGGCCAUUUUUAGCUCUUUGUCAUAUCUGGAAAAUGGGGUUUGUAGGUAUUUGUUUUUUCAAGCACAAAUAUGUACUACAGGUUUAAAUAUGUAUGUCUUCAGGAACUAUACUCUGAAAAAAGGAAUAAAAAGAAAUACUGUGCUACAUCUAAGAAGUAAUUUUUCAAUAUGAUGUAUUACCUCAAGAUACUAUACUAUAAGCAUCCCACUAAUAUACUGUUUACAUGACAGAGCCUGAAGCUCCAAAUAUAUUAUAUUUUGAUGUGAAGGACACAAAAAAACCAAAACCAGUACAUUUGAAAGUAACUAGUAAGACUGUAUGAUUUGCCUUUCUGGUUUGAAUGAACUGAAGUAACUUUUAUAUAAAACAUAUGCAAUUAAGACUUUUGAAAAAAAUGGAAAACAAGCAUUAUUAGCAUUCU
This is a messenger RNA of Harpia harpyja (harpy eagle), 2416 nucleotides long. It is a transcript of the gene ZPBP, whose product is annotated as zona pellucida binding protein. Gene Ontology annotation, cellular component: zona pellucida receptor complex; extracellular region; acrosomal vesicle. The coding region runs from base 1 to 1086 and encodes 361 amino acids. The record is from RefSeq and is a predicted model, not a curated record. Lineage: Eukaryota; Metazoa; Chordata; Aves; Accipitriformes; Accipitridae. The transcript has 7 exons. Gene Ontology annotation, biological process: binding of sperm to zona pellucida; acrosome assembly.